Archocentrus centrarchus (flier cichlid) is the source of this 10740-nucleotide messenger RNA. It is a transcript of the gene pitpnm2, whose product is annotated as phosphatidylinositol transfer protein, membrane-associated 2. Gene Ontology annotation, cellular component: cytoplasm. The transcript has 26 exons. Lineage: Eukaryota; Metazoa; Chordata; Actinopteri; Cichliformes; Cichlidae. Gene Ontology annotation, biological process: phospholipid transport. Gene Ontology annotation, molecular function: phosphatidylinositol transfer activity; metal ion binding; phosphatidylcholine binding. The record is from RefSeq and is a predicted model, not a curated record. Bases 1 to 4314 code for a protein of 1437 amino acids.
AUGCUGAUCAAGGAGUAUCGGAUCCCCAUGCCUAUGAGUGUGGAGGAGUACCGCAUUGCUCAGCUCUACAUGAUACAGAAAAAGAGCAGACAGGAAAGUUGUGGUGAGGGCAGCGGGGUCGAGAUCCUGGAGAACAAACCCUACGAGGACGGCCCCGGUGGCUCUGGCCAGUACACUCACAAGGUGUAUCACAUCGGGAAACACAUCCCUUCCUGGUUUUGUGCCAUUCUGCCUCAAGCUGCCCUUCGAGUGGAGGAGGAGUCUUGGAACGCUUACCCGUAUACACGAACCCGGUAUACCUGUCCCUUUGUUGAGAAAUUCUCCAUAGACAUUGAGACUUAUUAUAAACCAGAUACUGGAAAUCAAGUGGAUGUCUUCAAUCUGUCCUCUGCUGAGAAAAGACAGAGGACUAUUGACCCCAUAGACAUAGUCAAGGACUACAUACCUCCUCAUGAGUACCUGGUGGAAGAAGACCCUAAGCUGUAUCAGUCAGUCAAAACUAAACGGGGUCCACUGUCAGAGGACUGGAUUGAGGAGAUCAACCAGAAUCUGGGCCGGAGUCCUGUCAUGUGUGCCUACAAGCUGUGCAAAGUGGAGUUCAGAUACUGGGGCAUGCAGUCCAAGAUUGAGCGCUUCAUACACGAUGUGGGCCUGCGUAAAGUCAUGGUUCGAGCCCACCGGCAGGCGUGGUGCUGGCAGGACGAGUGGUACGGCCUGACCAUCGAGGACAUCAGGCAGCUGGAGCUGGAGACCCAGCUGGCUUUGGCUAAGAAGAUGGCCCAGUACAGCCUGAAUGAGGGAGGGGGAACGGAAGCCAACAGCUCCUUCAUUAGCCAGGAGCAGGAGCAGGGAGCAGAGACGGUGUCCUUGGCUGCAGAGGAAGAGGGAGCAGGAGGCAAGCUUGGAGAUUCACUUGAGACAAGGGGGGAACUCACAAAGCAGUGGUCAACAUCCUCAAGAUCCUCCAACAGGUCAUCAAAGCGAGGAGGCAGUCCAUCUCAUCAGAGCAUUUCAGAGUGGAGGAUGCAGAGCAUUGCCCGGGACUCAGAUGACAGCACGGACGAUGAGUUCUUUGAUGCUCAUGAGGACUUUUCUGAUAAUGAAGAGCUAUUUUCCAAGGAAAUCACCAAGUGGAGCUCAAACGAUCUGAUGGACAAAAUAGAAACAAUAGAAGUGGAGGAUGAAGGACAAGAAACCUUGUAUCAGGAGUCGGUGGUCGGGGAGUAUGCCGUCAAUGAGGAGACACAAAUAGAGGACUGUUCUUCCCAGCAAUGUCUCCAGCCUUCCAAAAUUCAUGUCCUCAUUCUGGUCCUGCAUGGAGGCAACAUACUGGACACCGGCUCAGGAGAACAGAACAGCAAGCAGGGAGAUGUAAACACGCUAAGUGGGGCUUUUGAGACUGUGAUGAGGGUCCAUUAUCCUGCAGCGCUGGGUCGCAUUGCCAUCCGGAUGGUCCCCUGUCCCGCUGUGUGUGUCGAAGCAUUCUCUCUAGUGUCCAAUCUUAGCCCCUACAGCUACGACGAGAGUUGUCUGUCCAGCAGUCAGGACCAUAUUCCACUGGCCGCUCUUCCUCUUUUGGCUACUUCUGCACCGCAGUACCAAGACGCUGUGGCAACCGUCAUCUUACGAGCUAAUCAGGUGUACGGCGACUUCAUCCGAUCUUUAGAAGGAGCUUCUUUUAAUGGCCAGGUGUGUGUUAUUGGGGACUGUGUUGGGGGCAUUCUGGGCUUUGAUGCGCUGUGCAGCAGUUCUGUGACGGUAUCAGAAAGCCAAAACAGCAGCAGACGGGGCAGUGCCAUUAGUGUCCAGGACACAGACCUUCUUUCCCCUGGUAUUGUCAUAAACAGCGUCUCUUCUUCCUCGCCAUCCCUUGAAGGAAGCCGCCAUCUCAGCCGCAGCAACAUUGACAUCCCUCAGUGCUCGGGGCCUGAUGACCCCAAGAAGCAACUUCCACGCAAACGCAGUGACUCCUCCACGUAUGAGCUGGACACCAUCAAACACCACCAAGCCUUCCUGUCCAGCCUUCACUCCAGCGUUCUCCACAGGGAGGCUGGAUCCCGACGCUCCAGCAACAGCACCAUGUUGGAGGGAGGAUCCUUGGGGAAAUUCGAAUUUGAGGUGACUGACUUCUUCCUGUUUGGCUCUCCUCUGGGGCUGGUGCUUGCACUGAGGAAGACUGUGGUGCCAACUUUAGAUGUGUCGGCUCUGCGUCCAGCCUGCCAGCAGGUUUACAACUUGUUUCACGCAGCCGACCCCUCCGCCUCCCGUCUCGAGCCUCUCCUGGACAAGAGGUUCUACCUGCUGCCUCCCUUUAGCGUCCCCCGCUAUCAGCGCUUUCCUCUGGGUGAUGGACACUCAGCUCUCUUGGUUGAGACUGUGCAGAGUAACCCUCAGCUUCUGAUGGAGUCUGGCAGUACAGCAUCACACCGCAGCCAGGAAAGCACUGUCAGUGAGACCUCCAUCCCGGUGCCUGUCCUCAACUGGCAGACCUCCCAGAGCCACACAGAGACGGACACUCUUCACUCACAUACUCUUGUUGACAGCCAGCACCCAUCAUCAGCAUCACCAGGGCUUCCUCACCUUCGCUGCAACCGUAGAGCCAGCGAGGCCAGCCUAGCCAGCCAGGUGUCAGGCUUAGCAGACUCUUACACUGCCUCCAACAUCGCCACAACAAACAAAUGUGAAGUGAGCCACGCUAAAAGGCCCAGUCUGCUGUCACAGCUGCAUCUACCCUGCCAUAGAUUUGCCUCUCGGAGCACACCCCCUCGGUUGCGCAAGAAAAUUCGUCAGGUUUUUCCGAGACCCAACGGUGUGGAGUCUGAGCAGAGCUCGGACGUUAGCUCUGACAUGACUUCUGACAUGACCUCUGACCUCACCGAUGUCACUUCUGACAUCACUGACAUCAGCUCGGCGCCCCCGUCACCCGGGGUGCUGAAGAACAUAGAGAAAGUUGCCUCUCGGUGGUGGGGCAGUAAGAGGAUGGACUUCACUCUGUACUGUCCCGAUGCCCUGACAGCGUUUCCAACGGUGGCUCUGCCUCAUCUGUUCCAUGCCUCCUACUGGGAGUCUACGGAUGUUGUCUCAUUUAUACUCAGACAGGUAAUGAGACAUGAGAAUUCCAGUAUUUUGGAGCUGGAUGGUAAAGAAGUGUCUGAAUUCACUCCUUCAAAACCUCGAGAGAAGUGGCUCAGAAAGAGGACUCACGUUAAACUUCGGAAUGUGACAGCUAAUCACCGCGUGAAUGACGCCGUGUUCACAGAGGACGGAGCGCAGGCGCUGAUGGGACGUUUCAUGUAUGGUCCUCUGGACAUGGUCACACUGACCGGAGAAAAGAUUGACAUUCACAUCAUGACCCAGCCUCCCUCUGGAGAGUGGGUGCACUUUGACACAGAGCUCACUAACAACAGUGGACGCGUCUCUUACGUACUCCCUGAGAGCAGAAGGCUGGGUAUCGGGGUGUAUCCUGUCAAAAUGGUGGUCAGGGGCGACCACACAUUUGCAGACAGCUACCUUACUAUAGUACCACGAGGAACGGAGUUUGUUGUAUUCAGCAUUGACGGGUCGUUUGCUGCCAGUGUGUCUAUAAUGGGGAGUGACCCUAAGGUUCGAGCUGGGGCUGUGGAUGUGGUGAGGUAUUGGCAGGACUUGGGUUAUUUGAUAGUGUAUGUCACAGGCCGUCCUGACAUGCAGAAGCAGCGCGUGGUAGCCUGGCUCUCCCAGCAUAACUUUCCUCACGGCAUCGUCUCUUUCUGCGACGGCCUGGUGCAUGACCCCCUCCGACACAAAGCCAACUUCCUCAAGUCCCUCAUCAACGAGGCCCACAUGAGGAUCUUUGCAGCCUAUGGCUCCACCAAGGACAUCUCAGUGUAUACUUCUAUUGGCCUUCCUCCGUCUCACAUCUACAUAGUGGGAAGGCCCACGAAGAAAAUGCAGCACCAGUGCCAGUUCAUCCUGGAUGGCUAUGCUUCCCACCUGUCUCAGCUGGAAUACAACCAAAGGUCUCGCCCAGCCAAGUCUGCCAGUACCCGCAUGGUCCUCCGCAAGGGCAGCUUUGCUCUGGGUGCAGCCGGAGGAGACUUUCUCCGCAAACGCAACCACAUCUUUCGUACCAUCUCCUCUCAGCAGCCUGGAGGGUCGGGGUCUAGCUCACCUAACCUGCCAGGCCGGACCGAGCGCACGCUCAGCCAGUGUGAAGUGGAGCGGGAUAGAGGGGUCGCUGCCGCAGCACAGAGGAGUAUGAGUAUAGCUGCGGGGUGCUGGGGCCGCAGCAGCAGCACCAAGGAGGGCAGUGGAGGCUUACUUGGCCCCAAGUAAGGUUUAAAAAAAAUAAACUUUGGUAUAAAGGACCCUGUCUGAGCCACUAUGAUCUCUGGACUGGGUAAAGAUAGAAGAUAGAUAGGUGGAGAAAAGAUAGGAGGAUGUGGAUGAAGGGUCUGUGAAAGGAAUACACAGAGGGUAUAGCAUGAGUAACACAUAAUUAUUAGAGAUUAGGAAGGAGCGAUGAGCAGGGAUCUAUCCAGAAGGAGUGGACUAAUCAGGCCAAGUGGGAUCUAGAGAAUAAAACAGUUCUGUAGCAUGACUCUUUUACAGUUAUACUUUUAUAGGAUAUACCACUAUUUUAAAAAAUGACAAGGAAGGAUUAAAAAAAAAUUGUAAGCCUUAAACUAAUCUCGUCUAACGGGAGCCCCUCCCUUCUCCUUUUCAAGCAACGCACUGUCCAAACAUUCACACUCAUGAGCUCAGGACAAACUGCAGAGCCCGAUUCACCUUCAGACAGUCAACCAUGAGGCCAAGGUCGUUUGGCAGCCGCGGCAAAGGGCCAGUGAAUUUCACUUGAGUUUCUUUCCCACUGCUUUGGAACACGGCUGUGACUGGCAAUAAGUGUAGAAAAUCCUCACGAUGUAACACAGGAGAAAAGCAAAUGGAGACCUUACUGUAAAGGAUCAGUCCAUCCAAAUUGUGCCAAAAGAAGAUUAUAUCUUGCCGAAGCAUGCUAGCACAAAGUCCAUCCAGUCGGUUGUUAGAUUAGACAUGAGUUACUUUCCUACCACAGGAUUUGUCCAGAGGUAUCUGAUAUUAAGAUGAUGGAAACUUUGGUGGAACUACUUUCGCUCAUGCAAGUAUUAAAAAAUGUACCUGAGCGAGACUUCACACAAGCUUUACUCAUUCGUUUUGUACUGUAUUAGAUCCAUUUAUCACUACCUGAGUGGAACAUAAUGAAACCGAGCAUGCGAUGUGUAUCAUUUAUUGUUUGCGCAAGGGGUGGAAACAAAGUAAUUUGUCUUAGACACAUAACCAAGUAUUUCAAUUUUAAGUUUUCCAUGUGUCCUUUUGGGAUAAAGUCCAAAAUUCUCAACCUGUGUGGAUGCAGUGGAUCCACUGCUGUGGAUUUUAGAUAAGACUCAUUUGACCACUGCUCUAAGGUUAUAAAUAUCAGCCUCUUGGCUGACCCAAAUACUCAGUAUAUUAUGCACCAUGCUAACAAAUGGGAAACAUGAAGCUCACGGCAUUGUUACUGGACAAAUGAUAGCACGAUGACAUUAGCAUUUCACUUAGUGUAAUGCUAAAUCUAUGAGCACCACAAACAAUUUACCUUCACUGUACUGUGCUGGCAGAGCUUUGAAAAUAAACCCUAAUCCUUGUUCUAGAAACCAAAAGACAUGAGUAAAGAAAUAUGUAUUUUAGAUGAACUGAUCCUUUGAACAAGUAAGAGCUGGAUUUGUGAAAUAUGUUGUAUCACAGAGGAAAGUGCUUGUUGUCUUAGUCACAGAUCAGUCUUGUCUUGUCCCUGUUUUUUCACUGCUAGCAGGUUGCCACUUCAGAUUUCCUUCCACCCUGUGUGAGACUCUGUAGUAUUUGCUGUUUCAGUGUGGCCUCUGGGCCAUCCAAGGCCUUAAUAUCCCACAAGACACUUACACCGCAGAGGGAACAAAAGGCAGAAAAACAGGGCAUGCAGCAUUAACGCAACAACUGAGACUCUGUACAGUCCACAGCAACUAUCCCUUUAUAUAGAUUCAUCUGCUUGCAAUACCUCUGAUCCACCUGCUGGUGGUGCUCCGUUUUCCAUACAUGCUGCUGCUGGGAGACACUUUUGUGACGUUUCCUGGGUUUUUGCUCUUUUUGCUCGUAGGAUAUCAUGCAGGAUGGACCUGGAGCUUGUUUCAUUUCAGACUGAACUUUCACUCACAAAUGUGUUUCAGUAUUUGCACCAAAUGGACUGAAGAAUGAGCCGAAGUGAUUCAGCUUGAAUGUUGAAAUGACUUAACAUGAAUUAUUGGUGGUGAGUGUGGAAGUCCCCACUGCCCUCUCUUUCACUUUGCAGUGCAAAUAUCAUUUUGCUGCUUCAGUCUGUUGGAACUGCAUAUUUCCAUAUGCAGGUGUAAAAGAAGAAGCCACCUCACAUCUCUGAUGCAACCCCCCCACAAACAGCGGGCACACAACAGGCAGAUUUUUUGGGCUUUGACCACUCUCAUGUGUUAAAGGAUAGGUAAAAAUACAUUUCAGGUUUGAAAAAAAAAGUCAGGUGCUUGUAUGAACACUGAAACUGAUUUUUCUUUCAAGAAUACCUCCUGUUCUAACUAGACAUGAAGAAAAACAUACCUAAUGUGCUCCCAGUUUAGGUGAUAGUGGACAAAAUCCACAAUCCUUAUUUUUGGCAAAAAUGUGUAAAUAUGCUAACAUAGAAAAAAUAUCUCUGGACAAAUUUCAGCCAGUUUUCAGAGUGGUCUACUAACGACAAGGCUUGUUAAUUUAUAUCUCAAAAAACUACCCAAAUUCAGUCAUAGGUUUAGUCUGUGACCCUGAUAUUAUUGAAUCUAUACUACAAAUUCACUAAAAGCCCAUCUGCAUCUACACUAGUCCUGGGCAGCCUCUCCAGUAAGUCUUCCAUUCUUGGGGACCUUCUCAAAUUAAUGGUGGUUUGCUUUCUAAUAACAGAUAUUUCCUGAUCCUGGUACAGGACCAACUUGGUGGAAACACAGGAUACUUUUGGACUGUCUCAAGUAAGAGUAGAAGACAUAUACACUGUAGAAAGCAUUCAGGGUAGGGCCUGUUUUGGUACCAUAUCCUGUGGUGCUCAUCAGGGCUCCAUUCUUGGUCCUCUGUCCUUGUGUUUCUCAAACAAAACAGAUUUCUUUUGGACUGUGGUGUACCACCAUUAAUUGAUGCUGAAAAUAAAAUAAUCAUAUAAGAGUAAAGAAUUACAAUAUUUCAAGAAAUUAAUCUGGAUGUAUUGGAAAUAUGAAUAUAAAAACUGACCGACUCUGCAGCCCCAAAAAUGUAGUUUAUGAGUGCUUGACAUUCUGUGAAGUGAUUCAGAAUACUUCCAGUAUUUUACAAGUUGACUACAACCUCUGACUACAGACCACCAUUUAUAAUUCAGGCCACAGAUGACACUAUGUAUUCUGGUUUGUUCACUUUUUUUUUUUUUCAAUAAACCAAAAAAAAAAAAAUUGAAGCUAAUUAUACAAAAUUGUGGUUUGACAAAACUCAACUAUGCAACAGCAGGUUCUUCAUUCAGCAUCACUUCCAAGUGUAUAGAUCAUUAAUUUUAUUAUUAUAUUAUUUUAGAUAGCUUUAGAUGCAGGCUGAUGAUGGGGAAGAGAAAGCUGUGCUGGAAGGAAAGAUGAUUCAGAGAAAUUGAACCAACUUUUGGUGGAAACAAAAAAAUCAGACGUAUGAUUAAAAUAGUGUUUAUAAAAAUGAUUUAUAAAGGGCCAUAUGCUUGAUCAUUAAAAUCUACCUUACUUCCUUCUGAUAUGAUAAUAAUAUUUUUUUAAUACAGUUAGUUUUUUAAGUUAUUUGUUUUUAUACAUACUCUAUAUUAAUUUGGCACGACCUGACAGAAACUCAAAGAUGAAAUUUAAAGCCUUGGAAAUCAUUCGCUUACUGUAAUAUUUUAACCCAAACUGUCAAAGGAAUGUUCAUUAUAGUAAUAGCAAGCAACAUUUCAAAUGUAUUUUUGCAUGCACUGGAAGUCUAAACAAAGGAUGUGUGAUUAUACAUGUGUAUCCUUUGUAUAGACUUAAUUCUAACAGUUUCAGUGUUCAGAUAAGGAUCUGGCUAUUUCUGAAGCACGAAAAAUUGUGAAUCUGUCCUUUAAGCCUUUAGUUUUAAGGAUGUGUGAAGCAGCCGUACUGCUCAUCAGGCUCAUUUUACUAUGCUGCUGCUUUAUGCCCAGCUUCCAUGCUACACAAAAGUGCAUCUGUUUCCACUCUGUGUGAUCAAGAAUGUCUUGAACCUACCACAAAAGCCAAAUUACUGUAGUUAAUCAACUGUGUAACCUCAUUAUUCUUUUUUGCACUAGUUUGCAGUGGAGUAUGCUGUAGUUACCAUCUCAUGAUGCUACAUUUGAACACCUCUGUAGUGCAUGACAGUUUUUAGUUAUGUCAGGGUAUACUAUACAUGCAGGUAUGCACACGUCUGUGCAUUUGGUCAGGAUAUGAAAAAUAAUGUAAGUACAUGUGCCAAACAGUUAACAAGGAACUCUAAAGGAGGCUUUCGAUCAGAGGUUUUCAAAGUCUGAAACUAUGUUCCCCCACUGCUGCUUGCCCACCCUCACACCCUAUAUCCUCCUAAAAUUACUAUUUUUUUAUUUGGUGGAGGAUUUUUCUUUAAGCUUUGAAAUUACAGUAACUGUAAUUCUUUGAAAAUUUGUGAAAAUACUGUGGGCUUUAACAUGUUUUUAUUCCUUAAGUUUAAUUUAAUUUUUCCUUUCAUGCAAUCUUACUGUAUUGGACGUAUGGAAAAUACCUGAUUUCUUUAUGCCACUGGCUACAUACACAGACCCAUAAUGUAUAACUCACUAACCAGGGUAGUUAGAAGACUCCUGGGAAUGCAGCAAAGCAUUCAAGUAUGAGUAUUUUUAAAGGAAGCUAAUUAGCUUUGUGUUGAUAUGUGAGAACCACGGACUAAGGCUAGGGAAUAACUCUUUCUUUCUUUCACUGCUAUUUGUUUAGAUUUUGGCCACAUGAAAAGCCUUGUAGAAAUGGUCUUAGCUAACAGCAGUUCCUGUUUGCACUGUACCCAUGAAUGUAUAGAUAACUAGCAUUUAGUUAUAUUAAAAAAAUAGAGAUAGCAAUGUCUUCUGAAAGUAUAUGACCCAUUUAAGCUAAAGAUAUGUGUAUCACAUAUGUCCACUCAUUUUUAAGUUGGAAGUGAGACGCUAAAUGUUAAGUAGGACAAUUCAAAGGGCCAAAAAAGACAACUAGUGCUUCCUCUUGCUUUCAAACACCUGUGCACACCUGUCCCCUUCGCUUGACACAGAUUGGAGGUCGUCAUAGUUUGAAAGCCCCUGAUAUAGACUGUAUCCAGGCUUUAGUGAGAAAGGGAAAUAGUGUGUACUGAGAGCAAUCUUCUUAAUGCUUCGACUGGAUUUCGAUUUGUUGAAUACAUGAUAUUAAUGAUAUUGAAUGUUGUAUGAGAAGAAAAUGGGCGUGCUGCCAAAACCUCGGACAAUGUGCUGAAGUAAGAGAAGUCCUGGCGUGAGGUUCUGUCGUGCUGUGGGUGGCAGGUUAUUUUGGAAGCUAACACUUUGUUUCCAUUUGGUCAUUUUGGCUGCUGAGUUGAAUGUCUGCCCAUCUGGAUUCUGACACUGUUCAGGAGCCAUGGAUGUGUCACUGUACAUACUGUAAAGAUAUAUAUGUAGGAAAUUUACGGUUGAGGUUUAUUUAUUUAUUUAUUUAUUAAAGGAUCAUUGCGUUACUCUGGAAUUUCAGGUGAACUAUAAUUGAAAUAUGUAGCAAUUUAUUUGUCACUUUGGCGGUCAUUGAGGCUGUGGACCAACACAGGAAGCUUUUUUUGUUCUUACCAGUGCAAUAUUGUUGUUCCAGUCACAGCAGGGACACAAUCUACCACAGUCCAAGCUACAGGCAGUCUGAAGGCAUACACAUGCAUACCCCACCUGCAGCUGUCUUUCACACCACGUGAAAACUAUUUGUAUUUGAGCUGCUGUUGACCUUUGCUGUCUCUUUACAACAGUCAAGUGUGUUUUUUAGGACUACUGUACCUAUUUUUCAAAUGGGAGUAUUUUACAAAACCUUUGAAAUAUAACUCAACUGUUUUCUCAGUCUGCAGUGGGUGCAUGGAAAAAUAAAAGCCCAUAACAGAAAACUAUUUAACAAGCUGUUGCAUGUUGUCAAAUCAGACUAAAGUUACGUAACCUACGCUGUUAAAAAUAAUAAACCAAUUAUGUUGUCCAUUAUGUCCUCACUGUUAAACCGAACAUGUAUACGAACAAAAAAUAUGAAGAAAACAAAACAGCAGAUUAUAUUUAAGAUUAUCAUAAUUAUUGCCACUUUUGGAUAAGAAUAAAUGUAGAGACCUACAUCUUCAGCUUUAAACAGUACAGUAUUACUUUGUGGUUCCACUUUCUAAUAAAGCACCUAUUGUGAAAGGGUCUCAAGCGUCAAGCUAAACGACGUGUUGAGAAGCUCUGACAAGAUCCCACUCUUCAUUUCAGCCUGUAACAGACUACUGAGUUUAGCUUUAAUCCUGAAACAGUGAAUAGAAGUGAGCACACUCUGUGGCUUCCAGUAGCAUGGUUUUAGUAAGUUUAGUACUCAUUUGUUGAAGGCAUUUUUUUGUAAACACAGUUUAAAACCUUCCCAAAAUUUUGCUUCUGCUUUUUGUUAAAUAAAUGGCAAAAGUGAGUAAUGUUUUGUAGUUCAUCUGAGGCUGUAUUUACCUAAUUUUAAGACCUGCUAAUAACUAUAGUGGGAAAAAUAAAUAUUUGAUACACUG